AUGGGAAUGAGCUCGGCGCAGGUGAUCCGCGACUGUCAGACGUACUUUAACCCGUCGACGCUCUUCCGGCCGCUGUUGGAGCAGGAGGCGGCAGCAAGGGCACGCGAGUCCAACACGGCACAGCGGCGGCGCAGCCGGGCAAAGCGCGACAUGCGAGUGAAGAUGGGACACGGCGGCACGCUGGAUCCGCUAGCGACGGGCGUGCUGAUCUUGGGGAUCGGCCGCGGCACCAAGGAGCUGCCGCGCUUCCUGCACUGCACCAAGACGUACGAGACGGUCGUGUUGUUUGGCGCGAGCACCGACACGUAUGACCGCGUCGGCCGGAUCCUGCGGCGGCGGGCCUACGGCGACAUCACGCGGGCCCGCGUCGAGGAGGCGCUCGAGGCCUUCCGCGGCCGUUUUCGCCAGAUGCCGCCUCUCUACUCGGCCCUCAAGAUGAAUGGCAAACCGUUGUACGAGUACGCGCGCGAGGGCCGUCCGAUUCCCCGCGAGGUUGAGACCCGCGAGGUCGACGUGUCCGCCCUCGAGCUGCUCGACUGGUACGAGCCCGGUCAACACCCCCACCGCUGGCCGGCCGACGAGGCCGGCAUGGCCGAGCAGUCGCUCGCUGAGCGUGUCUGGCGUCUCGAGCGCGAUCAGGCCGCUGGCAAGACACCGCACCCACGCAGCGCCGAGGAGGAGCGCCACGACCGCGACGCCCUCGCCGCCCACGAGGACUUUAAGCGCCGUGCCGAGGAGAAGCAGGACGAGCUCGUCUUUGACCGCCCCUCCAAGCGGAGGCGUGGCGCUGCCUCCACCGCUGGCCCGGCCUCAGACACUGCUGCUGCUGCUGCCAUCAACGGCCGCCGUGGUGGUCCUGCCGGCCAGUUCCUCGAGAUGUCCGGUGCUCUCGGCGAACUGCCCCGAUCUCCCUAUCACGACAAUGCGGCCAGUGCUGCUGCUGCUGCCGAGAAGGAGGAUCCGGCCGAGAACCUGUCGCUGCCCGAUAGCACUGAGGCUGUCUCCUCGGACCCUGCUGCUGCCCCGAUUUCGCCGAAGCCGCGUCCUGGUCGUGGCUCCAACCUCAUCCCACCACCACCUUCCGCCGAUACGCCACCGCCUUGGGAAGGCCUCGGUCCCCCGGCUGCGCGCAUCCGUCUCACCGUCAGCUCCGGCUUCUACGUCCGCAGCUUCUGCCACGACCUCGGCGAAAAGGUCGGCUCGGCCGCCAUGAUGGCUGAGCUGGCUCGCACUCGCCAGAGCGACUUCUGCGCCGGAUCGGCCAACUGCCUCGAGUAUGACGACAUCAGCCGCGGCGAGGCUGUCUGGGCGCCCAAGGUCGAGCGGCUGCUGCGCCUGUGGAAGGACGGCACCGUGGCCGAGGGGGCGGAGGAGACCGAAAAAACUGAGGAGGAUGCUGUUGACCGUGAAUCACCGGCUGCUGCCGUCGCUGCUGCUGAUACUACUGCUGAUUCAUCAGCUGACUCAGCGACAUUGCCGCCCAGCGACAUCGUCAACGAGGCUGCAUCGCCUGCUAUCGAACCAAAGCAGUAG
Molecule: messenger RNA, 1533 nt
Organism: Grosmannia clavigera kw1407
Lineage: Eukaryota; Fungi; Ascomycota; Sordariomycetes; Ophiostomatales; Ophiostomataceae
Product: pseudouridine synthase
Exons: 1
Coding region: 1-1533 (510 amino acids)
Biological process (GO): tRNA modification; mRNA pseudouridine synthesis
Cellular component (GO): mitochondrion
Molecular function (GO): RNA binding; pseudouridine synthase activity
Source: RefSeq, a predicted model, not a curated record